Molecule: messenger RNA, 402 nt
Organism: Spodoptera littoralis (African cotton leafworm)
Lineage: Eukaryota; Metazoa; Arthropoda; Insecta; Lepidoptera; Noctuidae
Source: the annotation of a GenBank genome assembly
AUGCGGGAAACAUUUAUAUCAAUUCUCGCGUUGCUUGCCAUUGCUCCCUGCGCGAAAUGUUCCGAUGUCGGCAAGGACGGCUUCAAUUUCUAUAAAGAUUACUUGCGUGCACGGACUGAUGACGUCAUGUCGGAAGGACCUGCAUCUGGGGAGCGCAUGUUAUACUUCUACCGGACUCCCCUAUCGCUGUAUCCCGGUCUUCUUCCAGCCGUUGAGCAAGAGUACAGGAAGAGAACUGGGAACGCAUUCAAGAAUCACAUGUUAAGUAAGGAGCUCUGGUCUGGCGAUUCUUUGGGCAAACGUGGUUCUAAAACUGCCAUCUCUCUCAUCAUGCAAGGGAAACAUCCCUACUAUGCUACCGAGAGUCCUCGCGUAGACAACAAUAUGGAGCCUGUAGAGUAG